UUUAGAGUAUGUUUUAUCUAUGGCCUUCAGUCGCAAAGAUAAUUUGGUUCAUCUCUUAGAAAUGAGAUGAAAACCUUGGCAUUAGCUAUGGUGGGAACAAUCUAUAGGAGUCUACAUUGUUAUAGGAUUAUAUUUUAUCACUGAAGAAUAAGUUCUACUAGUCAUUUAGUUUAAUUUGUUUUAAAUCUCAACUCACGGUUUGAUAUCCACCGUAUUUUAAACUAUCUGUAUCAAACCAAUCCUCACAAUUCAUCUAUAAAAUUGUUCAGUACAGAAAAUAUAAGAGAACAUUUAAUAAUGUCCCCUUAUAGAUGGUAUCACUUAAGACUGCUUUAUUGAUCCUUAUGGAAAUUUGUUGUGAUUACAAGGACUCUUUUCUCACAUAAAAACAACACAACAGAAAUAUUCACAUAAAUAAAACAGACACAGCAUAAAGAGUUCAUUCAGCGACAACACACAACCAUCUUGGUCCUUUUGAUAUUUCUUGAUCAAGAGAGAUAGAAGACGUUUUAUUGAAUGUUAUGUUUAAGAACUUAAGCUAAUAAUUUGUUUAGUAACAUUUUUCUCUUAUUGAUUCUUCACAUAUCCUGUAGUCGAGAAAUAUUAUUCACUGUUCUGUAUGGUUUGUUGGUGGCUACAAAAUGACCAGGCCUAUUAAUUCGUUAUACUGUAAAUGUAAGGAUCACUCAGUGGUUCUCAGCCUGAAGUUUUACUUACACAUCUUUUUUAUAUUAUUAGUUAUUUUCUGUCUUGUAUUUGAUUGAAGGCUAAGACGGGACACUUUUAUUAAUGUAUGAAACUUAAAAGUCUGAUGCUUGCUUUCUCGCACGUGAUUAAAUGCCAACUCCUGUAAAUAUUUGAUCAUUUCUGUUAUCUUGGCUCUAUAAUCUCAACGAUGUGCUCAUACAAAAGUAGCCUACACCGAUAACAAGAUCACUAAUUUAAUGGUCACCACGUCAGUGCUGCAGAAAAGAGUCUAUCAGACCUACGUGCUGAGCACUCUGCUACAUGGCAGUGAAAAGAAUCUCAAUAUCAUCCAUCUCAUAUGCUUAAGAUUCUUGAAAUAAAGGGACAAGGUAAAAUCCCCAACGAGAAAGUCCGCAAUAUACGACUCGACUGGCUUGCAGAUGUACACUGAAAGACACAAGGUGGACUGCUACAAGAUGGACUUCCACAAGAUCUAUUUAUGGUGAUCUAAUGUAGGGCAGAAGAGCUCCAGGUCAUCCACUUCGAAGAUAAAAUGACGUGUUUGUAAGCGCGGCAUGAAGCUCUUAAAGAUCGUCACCAACUUUUGGAGUAGGGAAGCACAAGGAAAGUCCACAUGGAGAGUAAGCAUAAAGUAGAGUAGUAGUAUAAAAGUAAAGUGCCCCUUUCAGACCUUGCGAUUUAUAGGGCAGAGGAUGAAAAGGCCAUCUGUUUCUAUGGCCGACGGUUUAAAGGAGGAGUAGAGGAUUAUUACCUAACUUCUGACCUUGGAUGUGUAUCUUUUGUCACAAAAGAAGCCGCUAAGGGAAACAAUCGUCUAUCGAGAGGUAAAACGUCACAGUAAAUUUUUGUGGCAUCUGUAGUUCCAUCAUUUCACCUGUUGACAAUUAAUUUUUAUUUUUAUUCGUCCGUUUAAAUGUGAUUGUAUGAUGCAUGAAUAUAGUAUGAAUAUACUUCUACAUUUUUUAGUUUUUAAUUUGAAUAUAUUUUGUUUUGUUUAUGACUUUGGGCAUAUCUAUAAAAAUGAAGGCCAUUACUUCCUAGCCCAAACUUCCCGCAGGACGGCAGAGGAUAGCCUGAACACGGAACCAUCGAGACAACUAGUACGCAUCACAUGCGACACGACCAGUCCAGCUGUCACCAUGGGCUUAAUAAUUUCAAUGCCAGAUAGACCAAAGAUAGAUCAUACAGAGACAGAUGGUUGUGAGCAAAAACUCAUGAAUGAAGAUCCGAUGAUUGUUGAUCAUGAAACAGAGGUGUCAGAAUGUGGAGAAGCUGGCCUACAUUCAAAAUAUACUGACUGUACGAAGAAUCCAGGGCAUGCAAAAUUUAUAACUCUCGAUACAUUCACGGUUAAUCAUUUACCUGCAGGAUAUCAUGACAAUAUUUUAUACGAUUACAUCAACUGUAUCGCCGACCUGACUGUUAGAGUGACCACCAAAAUGACCAGUUCAUCCAGACCAAAAUUUUGGCCAGAAACCACUCAGCCAUAUCCAUUUAACAAUAGCAGCACCACAAACUUUAGAACAGGAAGUGGAAUAGUGAGAUCUGUAAACAAGUAUAAAGAUGGACUUAUACAAGGUGGAUAUCUAGGAGCUAGCCACUCCACCAAGUGCUGGUGCAUAAAAUGUCAACGUUCAGACUCACCUAGCAAUGUGUGGUGGGAGUUUAAUGUGUACACGGCCACACAUGUGGUUUUUGAUGAAUAUGAGGCAAGCCACACGUCUUUAAGAUUGUUUUAUGACAGAGAUGAUAGUCCUGUGGUCAUUGUUGAUAAGAUCAGUGUUGUUUAUGUCAAUAUUAAGCAUGACAAGUGUAUGUUGAAGUGUGUGACAUGUGAUAUCAAUGUGGGAGAUAAACUAAUAGGAAUGAGGGAAACUUAUUUAGAUGCGUGGAAGCAAGUCUUGGGCAAAUACAGUGUACUUAGAGAUACGCAUAAGUUAACCAUUAUAGUAUCACAUCCUCAUGGGCGUUCCAAAAAAGUCAGUGUUGGUCAUUGGAAAGACAAAAUAGUCUUGGAAGAAGAUGGCGACAUCAAGUUUAGCUACACAACCUCUACGUGCCCAGGAAGCAGUGGAGCCAGUGUCCACUGUGUUGGGUACAGUAGGUGGAUGUGGUUUGAACUUGUCCACCGUGGAAGUUUAAGCUCUGGGUUAAAUUGCAGUGGGACCGGCGGUGUCUUGUGAUUUAUCUCCUGAUACAAACAUAUCGACAAAAUGGAGAUAUUUGAUAUAUUGAUACGAAUUAUUACACUCUUUCAACACCGUAUAUAUCCUUUUUUUUAAUUAACAUAACAAGUAACAUACAAAACGUUAUUUUUUAAAAGCAAUUCUCCUUUAUGAAGCUGAUGGACUCUGUUAAAUUUACUUCAUGCGAUGUUUCAUUAUUACUAGAAGC
Biomphalaria glabrata is the source of this 3102-nucleotide messenger RNA. RefSeq lists its product as uncharacterized. The transcript is spliced from 4 exons. The record is from RefSeq and is a predicted model, not a curated record. NCBI's taxonomy places the organism in Eukaryota, Metazoa, Mollusca, Gastropoda, Planorbidae. Bases 1632 to 2891 code for a protein of 419 amino acids.